Messenger RNA from Laetiporus sulphureus 93-53, 1303 nucleotides. RefSeq lists its product as uncharacterized. Bases 222 to 1193 code for a protein of 323 amino acids. NCBI's taxonomy places the organism in Eukaryota, Fungi, Basidiomycota, Agaricomycetes, Polyporales, Laetiporaceae. The transcript has 6 exons. The record is from RefSeq and is a predicted model, not a curated record.
GCAUCGUACACCUGGUUGCAGAUAAACACGCUGCAGCGGGGUUUCACAAUUAAAUUUUCGAAACACCGAGGUCUCAGAAUGGGCACAUAACCGAAUGGAUGGGUUGCGCUUUUGACAGGCGAUAAAGGAGACCGACAUCACUUGAGCGCCCCAUGCUGCAGCCACGACCCCCUGCCCUGCCCAUCCCCUCUGCAUCCUCCACCUAGCUACUCAACGAACAGAUGUUGGAGCCAUUCUAUGCGCAUGCAGAUGGUGAAUCGGCGUCGAGCUACACGGCAUCAUCGUCGUCGAUGGCUUCGACGUCGGCACGACGCCUUCACAAGCGCCUAUCACAUCAAGGUUACCAAAUGAUUGAUGAAUUAUGGAAGGUCACCCAGAAUCCGACUGCUAUCCAGAGACAAGAGCUGCUCCAGAAAAUCAAUGCUCUCCCUGGUUGCGAUCAUUACACAAAUAGUGCUCUUCAAACUCUCUUCUCCCGAAGACGAAAGGAUGCUGCGGCGCGGGCUGCUCGUUACGGGAGCCUGCCGCAGAAAAUAGAGGGCUCUGGUACUGUGAGCAGCAGCGAAGACAUACUAUACCCCUCUUUCAAAAACAGCCCAGGGGUCAUCCCCAGCCUACAGGUGCUGUUGAAUGAGUUCCCUCUGCCCAAUGAUGAAAUGGUCAGGAUAUGGGCAAAACGUCUGCGUGUACAUUACGAGGACGUGCAAACGUGGAUCCAGUUUGAGCGAGCCUCUGCUCCAGUGAGGGAACGGAGUAGCUCCGUAAAUGAAUCAGCCCGAACACAAUUACCCACCCCUGGGUCAUCAUGCUCUCCGGAGCCCUCCACCCUCUGGCAAUUGCCAGCACACAUACCGGUUCCUGAGGCCCACCGUGCGCAUGCAUCGCUGUUCCUCGAGGACCAAGAUAUUGAAGAAGAGCAAAAGCCAAAUUUCCUUACCCUUGAGCAACGUCAAGAACUAGCGCAGGACGUCAGAGCCGCCCUCUCAGCACCUCAGCCUCCACCGCCGAAGACAGCCGACGAAGCAAAGAAAUGGCUUGACGAGCAGGAGCAGAAUAUGUCGACUUUUCUACAGAAGAUUCGGUUAGGAGACUAUGCCCAGUUUGGGCUAGAGCCCUCCUUAUUGCCCAAGUGCAGUGAACAUGACACCAUCUUGACCAGAAGCGAUGGGGACAUGAAGAUGGAUCUGGCAUAGUAAUUAUCUGUAGCCGUACCUUCGUUCUUUCCAUAUCCCUUCAUUUCGUAAGGUUAUUGCACGCAUUUAUUCGUGUUGUACGUCUAGGGUCGAGUGAAAAGCAGAUGUAA